Paraglomus brasilianum is the source of this 375-nucleotide messenger RNA. NCBI's taxonomy places the organism in Eukaryota, Fungi, Glomeromycota, Glomeromycetes, Paraglomerales, Paraglomeraceae. The record is from the annotation of a GenBank genome assembly.
AUGCAAUCCGAGGUUGAUUCAUUAAAACACCGAAUUUCUGAGCUUGAAGCCGAAAAGGCUGAGCUCGAAGCCAAGAAUGCCGAGCUUUUAAAACGGGUUAUGGAAGAGAGCACCAAACGCGAAGCUGAGAAUGUUGAGCUCAAAGCCAGGAUCACCAAAUUGGAACAGACCGCAGAAGAAAAUACUGAGCUUAAAGAUAGAAUCACGAAAUUGGAACAGAAACAGACGCAGGCUAUUACUAAUAAACAGGAGCCAUCUACUACAAAAGAUAUUUCACCACUUAUCGAGAGCCAUUCUGAUGAGGAGAAAGGCAUUACUCCUAAUCCCUUGCCUGAAAUAGAAUUACCACAAGAUAUUAUCGAUGACGAUUCCUAG